This is a messenger RNA of Drosophila serrata, 2312 nucleotides long. RefSeq names its product translocase of inner mitochondrial membrane Tim17a2 (gene Tim17a2). Gene Ontology annotation, cellular component: TIM23 mitochondrial import inner membrane translocase complex. Gene Ontology annotation, biological process: protein import into mitochondrial matrix. Gene Ontology annotation, molecular function: transmembrane protein transporter activity. Lineage: Eukaryota; Metazoa; Arthropoda; Insecta; Diptera; Drosophilidae. The record is from RefSeq and is a predicted model, not a curated record.
ACCCAGGCGAACGGACCACCCACCUCCCGUCGCCGGAGCACCCACUAUAAGCGAUAAGAAGGUCGUCGGGGAACCGGAAAACCACAUUACACUAGCCUUAAAAUUAUUCCAGCGAAGGUAAAUAAGGCGAGGGUUAGAGGUAAAACAAAAUCAACUUGUAUAGCAAUUAAAAAAAUCGAACUGGUUUAAGGAAUAACGCAUAGUUCUUUAACAUUAAAUAAAAUCCCAAUUUAGUAAAUUACAUCUUAGUAAUAUUACGACAAUAACUUCUUUAGAACAUUCAGCAUUUACUGUGUCUACGAGUGUUAUGAUGAUUCAGCCGGAUUCGCUGGAAGUCAUUACGGCCAACAAUUGCGAAAGAAUUACUAUAUUGUGCCCGAUGAAUAUUUGUUGUUUCUGUUAAUGCCGGGGUGUACAACAAUAACAAGAAAUACAAAUAAAUAAAUAAGCUAGUAUCAACAAUUCGGACGCCAGCGAACUGCGCAACAGAAUAAUUACAAAGUCAGCGCCGUCUGUCCGGGAAAUGCGACUGAGAGGGCGACUGCAGGUGCUAAAGCUAUCGGAUUCGCUGCUGGCGGCCGCCAUAUGCAUUCGAUUCCCGGGCACGUAAUGCCAAAGGUAAACACUUGCCCGGAGAGGUGACAUCUCGCACUGGGGGCAAUCUAAUCACAGUCUACAAGUGUUUACGUACAUAUGUGCAUUUGUUUGGCGUAAUUAUAACAGACCAGAGAGAGAGUAGAGAACCGGGAUAAACUUAGAAAUUAAACAUUGUUUGCUCAAGUACCUAGGUAUACACCAUACUAUAAAGCAUACUAUACAAAGCCUCAAAAUAAUAUUUACCUUUAAUUUGAUCGUAUAGCUUAGCCACACAAAUUUUACCAGGAUCUUGCAAUGAGGAUUUAAUAGAAUUAUCCAAAUACAAUAUAGUCACAGUUUGGACUAGUUGGACAGUUUGGACAUUUUUCUCCAAAAUGAUCAACAAUUAUUUAAUCAAUGGUUCAUGAUCAAAAUUGUAAACUUGAUUCCCUAUACCAUAUGAUACUUUUACGAGUCCGUGUAGUGUCAUGUUUUAUUUGGUUUCGUGUCAUUUCAGCGGAUUGGGCACGUAACAGCUUAUCGCUAAUUGCCUCGAUAUGCAGGUGAGGAUACCUACGGGCGGGCCGGGGCCUGAAGCGAUGAGAAUGCACAUAAAGUGGCCUAAUCUCUGGGCCUACAAAUUUCGAUUUGUCGACAAGAUUUUUUUAACAAAUUGCCAAUGUAAUUUCAAGUAGGAAUCGAAGUUAUUCCUUUUUUAACAAGCUAAUAUAUGUAGAAUUAUCGGGUUAAAUGGAUUUUGAUCUUUAUGUUUUAAGUAAACACAGUUUGCAUUCAUUUUCCUCUCACUAUUCCCACCAAUAUCCUAAUUUUGUCAAAUUAGAUCAGACCUAAGCUUCAUAAGCUCACAUAAAAUACCUUUCAAACUCAAAAAUCCAUUCCAUAAACGCAUGUUUUUACACGUGAUCGAAAAAUAGCAGACAAGCGUCUACCAGCAAUGGAUUACAAUCGUCAACCGUGUCCCAUGAGGAUCGUGGAGGAUUGUGGAUGCGCCUUUAUGGUGGGCAGCCUUGGAGGCGGCCUGUUUCAGUUUGCCAAAGGCUUCCGAAAUUCUCCGUCCGGCGUAAUGCGCGGCUUAUACGGCGGUUUGGAUUCAAUGAAAAUGCGGACACCGGCCAUUGCCGGCAGCUUCGCUGUUUGGGGCGCCACCUUCAGCAUUGUGGACUGCGCCAUGGUGUCACUUCGCCAGCGGGAGGACCCUUGGAAUUCAAUAGUGAGUGGAGCUGCCACGGGUGGGAUAUUGGCUGCUCGCAAUGGGAUGCGUGCUAUGGCCAACAGUGCCUUUGUGGGCUGUAUUGUUUUGGCCAUGAUCGAAGGGGCAGGUGCAGCAGUGGCCACCAUCUAUGCCGCCAAUGAUAAUGCAACUAUAACCAUUGAUCAAGAGCAUCCGCAGCGAGCCCAAUGGGAACCUGUCACUUACUCAUCCGGUCAGGAUUUAAUUACGACCGGUUUCGAGCGUGUGCUGGAGAAAUGUCGAAAAUACAGAGACCGCAACAUGACGAUGUCGGGAUCAGGAGAACUUUUACGAUUGCAGGAGCCAUCGCACUCGCUCCUAGAUCUAGUCAAGCUGGCCGAGAUUAUUUAAUACAGUGCCCUCAACUUUUGUUUCUAUGGUCCCACUUAUAAAUUCCCAGCUUUCGUGUUGAUCUUUAAUAGUAUGAAUAAUGAUUUCGAAUAUAUUGGGAAAUUUUACUACCCAUUUGAAUAUUAUUAAUAAA